Messenger RNA from Mesitornis unicolor (brown roatelo), 2069 nucleotides. It is a transcript of the gene ITIH5, whose product is annotated as inter-alpha-trypsin inhibitor heavy chain family, member 5. The record is from RefSeq and is a predicted model, not a curated record. Gene Ontology annotation, molecular function: serine-type endopeptidase inhibitor activity. Gene Ontology annotation, biological process: hyaluronan metabolic process. The transcript has 7 exons. NCBI's taxonomy places the organism in Eukaryota, Metazoa, Chordata, Aves, Mesitornithiformes, Mesitornithidae. The annotation marks the transcript as partial.
ACUAAAGAAGCUCUCUUCACAAUUCUCCAGGAUCUAAGGCCUGAAGACCACUUCAAUAUCAUUGGCUUUUCCAACCGAAUAAAGGUCUGGCAGCAGGACCGGCUGGUGCCAGUAACUCCAAAUAAUAUAAGAGAUGCCAAAAAGUACAUUCAUAACAUGUCGCCUACAGGAGGGACUAAUAUUAAUGGUGCUCUCCAAACUGGUGCAAAGCUGCUGAAUGAUUACAUUGCUCAGAAUGACAUUGAUGCCAGGAGCGUCUCUCUGAUCAUCUUCCUCACGGAUGGAAGGCCCACUGUUGGGGAAACGCAGUCGUCCAGAAUCCUCAGCAACACCAAGGAGGCCAUCCGUGACAAAUUCUGCCUCUUCACCAUUGGCAUAGGCAACGAUGUGGACCAUAAGCUGCUGGAGAGGAUGGCACUGGAGAACUGUGGCAUGACAAGGCAUUUCCAGGAGGAUGAGGAUGCAGCCAGCCACCUCAAAGGGUUCUAUGAUGAAAUUGGAACACCCCUUCUCUCUGACAUCCGUGUUGAUUACCCAGAAGACGAUGUGGAGCAGGUCACCCAGAACUUCUUCCCUAACUACUUCAAUGGCUCUGAAAUUAUAAUAGCUGGCAAACUCAUCAACCACUCCUCAGACAGCCUCCACGUGGAGGUGACCGCUAGCAACUCUAAGAAGUACAUUCUCCUCAAAACAGAUGUGGCCAUUGACCUUCCAGACAGGAAUGACAUCAGAGGUGUUCCCGGCCUGGAUGAUGGCAAAGGUGAUAAAAAUUACAUUGAGAGGGCAUGGAGUUACCUCACCAUCAAGGAAUUGCUUAAAUCCCGGCUGAAGAGUGAUGACAAUCAGGAAAAGGACAGCUUGAUGGAGAAGGCCAAGUCAAUGGCCCUGACUUACAAUUUUGUUACUCCCUUCACUGUUCUGAAGAUGAGAGAGGCUGGGCUCCACUCGAAACCACCUCAAGAGGAGUUUAUCAACCCUUCUACUGAUGGCAUUGGUGAAAAGUUGCAGAGCUUGCAGGGACACAAGGCACCACCAGGUAUACGCAGACAGCAAGAUAAACAAAGAAUUAAAAUCUCCAAAACUUCAGCGGAUGGAGACCCUCACUUUGUCAUUGAUUUUCCUUCUGGCAAGUUCUCUGUCUGCUUCAAUAUAGAUGGAGAACCAGGGGACAUCCUCCGCCUGGUCUCUGAUCAUAAGGAAUCUGGUGUAACUGUGAAUGGGCAAUUAAUUGGAGCUCCUGCACCACCCAACGGCCACAAGAAGCAUCGGACUUACUUCAGCACCAUCACGAUCCUCAGCAAUAAGCCAGAGAGGUCUUACCUAGAGAUCACACCCAAAAGAAUCAUUCUGGAUGAUGGAGAAAGACUUCUUUUGUCCUGUGGUCGGAGUGCUGUUGUGCGGAGCAGUAGCCUCGAGGUGUCCAUCUCUGCCAAUUCCAACAUCACUGUGACGAUAAGAGACACAAUCAGCUUUGUCAUCCUCAUCCACCACUACAAGAAGCCAGCCCCAUAUCAGAGGAAUCACCUGGGGUUCUACAUCUCCAACAGCAAAGGCCUCUCUUCUGACUCCCAUGGGCUACUGGGUCAGUUCUUGAACCACGAAGUUAAACUUCUUCAGGAAUCUCUAAAUGCAAGUCAUCAGCAGGUUGGUCAGAAUCAAACUGAAGCAUUAACGCCAAACCCUACGAAUACCCUGAAGGUGAAGGGACGGCUCGUUCCUGUUGUGUGGAAGCAGAGGAGGAUCUACAACGGCCAGCAGGAAGUCGACUGCUGGUUUGCCAAAAACAAUGCGGACAAACUGAUUGAUGGGAGCUAUAAAGACUAUUUGGCUUCUCAUCCUUUCGACACAGGGACCAGCUUUGAGACAACUAACAGCCUUUAAAACCAAUCAUAGCAAUGCGUUACAACAGCAUGCGUGACAGCAGUUCCCUUCUGAAGCCUCUAGAGCUACGCAACAACUUAGGAAUAUUUCUUUACUUUUUGGUGCCAAAGAAACCAAGGCUUUUUUUGCCCUUGGAAAUCAGCUGUCUCUCUUUCAUGCUAGAUGACCAUUGUUCAUCAAAUUCCUGA